AUUUCCAGUCCUGUCUGAUCUGUGUGGCUCGCAGAGUGCCGAUGAAAGAGAGACCGGUGCUGCCGACUCACGAGAGUUUCACCACGCGCCAAGACCUGCAAGGUAAGAUCACGUCUCUGGACACCAGUCUGCUGCGGGCCUCCAUGAAGCCGGGCUGGGAGGAUCUGGUGCGGCGAUGCAUUCAGAGGUUCCACCUGCAGAACGACGGGGAGAUGUCCUUCGCCAAGAGGCACCAGCAGGAAGUGCUGCGCCACGGCCAGGCCUUCAGUCCCAUCUACCGCUUCUCUCUCUCUGACGGCACCAUCGUGUCGGCGCACACUAAGAGCAAACUGGUGCGCUCUCCGGCCACCAACGAGCCGCAGCUCUACAUGUCGCUGCACAUCCUGCAGAGGGAGCAGACGGUGUGUGGGAUGGGUCAGGACAUCGGUCAGACCCCAGGAAUGGCCCCCAAACCCAUGAACUCCUCCACGCCCUCCAUGACCCCCCCGACCCCCGGCAGCCUGCCUGGUUCUGGGCCUCAGGGCCAGGAGACCACCAUCAGCAGCAACAGCAGCACGCCUUUCUCAUCUCUUGGCCCUCGAGAGCCUCCUGCCAUGGGGGGCCACAUGCAGAGCUAUCGUUUCGGGUGCCCCCCUCCUCACAAUCACACUGGAGGCAUGCAGCCCCCUCAACAAGGGGCUAAUUGGAGGAUGAACAGUCCGUCUAGAGCGAGUCCGAGCCCAGCAGGAGGGCCACAUCCUCCUCAACAGAACUCUAUGUUGUCCCCGAGGCAUCGAAACAGUCCUGGGGGGUCUGGGAGCCCUCGAGUAGCGGGUAUUCACUCCCCCUCACCUGUAGGGAUGUGUGGGGCCCCCCCAGGUAGCAGCGGCAAUGCUAACAGCUACACUAGCAGCUCUCUUUCUGCACUUCAGGCCCUUAGUGAGUGUCAUGGGGUGGGACACGGGGCCCCUCACACUCUGGGGUCCCCAGACAGAAAGAUGGGUUCUCCAGUGGGGGUCUCUCAGGGAGGGGGCUCUCAUCUGAUGUCCAAACUGGGAGGAGAGUCAUACGGAUCGAAUAUGGAGGGUCAAGAGACGAAUAUGGAGCCUAAAGAGGAUCGAGAAGGGGCCCCUGAUGACUCCCUGAACCGUCUUCACGACAACAAAGGCCACACUAAGCUUCUACAGCUUCUCACGACUAAACCGGAGCCCCUGGAGACCCCUUUGUCCCCGGGGGGAGAGGGAAAAGAGGGCCGCGGGGGCCAGAACGCAGCGAACACUCACGCCUCCUCGCUAAAAGAGAAACACAAGAUCCUGCACCAGCUCCUGCAGAACAGCACGUCCCCCGUGGACCUGGCCAAACUCACAGCAGAGGCAACGGGCAAAGAGCCGGGUCAGGAGCAGAACCAGGGGGCUGGGGGUCAGGGGUCAGGGCCCGAUAUGGGUCUGAAACAAGAGCCUCUGAGCCCCAAGAAGAAGGACAACGCCCUGCUGAGAUACCUGCUGGACAAGGACGACACCGCAGGGAAGGAGAAGAUGAAGCUGGAGGCGGGGGAGGUGAAGCUGGAGGGAGGGAAGCAUCCGACGGUGAAGACGGAGAAACAAGACUCUGGAUACGACCGCGCCGAGCAGGUGAGAGCAAAACAACAACAACAACAAGCAAAAGCAUCCUCAG
Notothenia coriiceps (black rockcod) is the source of this 1653-nucleotide messenger RNA. RefSeq names its product nuclear receptor coactivator 2-like. The annotation marks the transcript as partial. Gene Ontology annotation, cellular component: nucleus. The transcript is spliced from 4 exons. The record is from RefSeq and is a predicted model, not a curated record. Gene Ontology annotation, biological process: cellular response to hormone stimulus; positive regulation of transcription by RNA polymerase II. NCBI's taxonomy places the organism in Eukaryota, Metazoa, Chordata, Actinopteri, Perciformes, Nototheniidae. Gene Ontology annotation, molecular function: nuclear receptor binding.